AUGAUGAUCAAGAAGAAGAAAAUAAGCUGCAAGAGGAGGAAGCAAGCCACCGCAGCCGGAAUUAGGCGGCCGCUGGUGGUGGAGAGAAGAGUUGGAGCAUUGAAGACGCUAAUACCCAACUGCGAAUCAAUGGGAAUUGAAGGCCUAUAUAGGGAAACCGCCGAAUAUGUAUUGGGUUUGGAAAUGAUGGUGAAACUUAUGCAGGCAAUGGUGCAGUUGUUGACGCCUCAUACUUGUGCAUCGCAUAUUAAUUAG
Messenger RNA from Linum tenue, 255 nucleotides. The record is from the annotation of a GenBank genome assembly. Lineage: Eukaryota; Viridiplantae; Streptophyta; Magnoliopsida; Malpighiales; Linaceae.